This is a messenger RNA of Schistocerca nitens (vagrant locust), 1422 nucleotides long. RefSeq names its product plancitoxin-1 (gene DNaseII). Bases 294 to 1292 code for a protein of 332 amino acids. The transcript is spliced from 7 exons. The record is from RefSeq and is a predicted model, not a curated record. NCBI's taxonomy places the organism in Eukaryota, Metazoa, Arthropoda, Insecta, Orthoptera, Acrididae. Gene Ontology annotation, biological process: apoptotic DNA fragmentation. Gene Ontology annotation, molecular function: deoxyribonuclease II activity.
UACUGGAACGAACUGUCAAAUUUAAAAAAAAAAACAAUGUUUGUGGUUGACUUGUAUAUUUUUAUUUUGGCAUUGAGUGUGGUGAUGUCAGAUUGUUACCAAGAAUCAGUGCGGUGUGUUGAUGAAGAAAAUAAUGCAGUUGACUGGUGAGAUUUGUGGGAAAAUGUAACGGAACACUAGGAAAGUCACCCUUUUGCCAGUGGUGUCUGAGUCACAGGUACGUCAUUUAUAAGCUGCCAAAGAUAAAAGCUUCAGACAAUGUGUUAAUUAGAAAUGGCCUUGCAUAUCUAUACAUGACAUCCAAUGCAAGCAAAGGGUGGGUUUUAUCCUCAAAAUCAGUCAACAGCACUGAUUCACUGCCUGGCAGGACAAUGAGUCAGCUGUAUGAGUCAUGUUUAAAUCAAAAUAGCAGUCUUCUGUGGUUAAUAUACAAUGAUGAGCCAGUUAAUGGUACUUCAUCUUUAGAUCUAGGACACACAAAAGGAGUUGUUGUGGCAAAUAUGGAUGGUGGAUUUUGGCUGGUUCACAGUGUUCCUAAGUUCCCUCAUGUUCCUUGCACAUCACAGAUGUAUGGGUACCCUGCAACAGGACUUCACUAUGGGCAGAGUUUCUUCUGCAUUAGUAUGGCUGCCAAAUCCCUGGAUAUUGUGGGAGAACAGCUAUUGUACAAUGAACCAGAACUCUACAGUUCACAGAUACCUUUUAAUUUAAAGGACGUAUAUCCAAAUUUAUCACUUGCAUCUCAGAAAAAAUGGAUAGAAGCUGCACCUUGGUUCAACAUAGCUACACUUACAUCCACAAAAGGAGAUUCCUUUUGGUCUUUUGCAAAAUCACGCCACUUUGGGGAAGAUUUGUAUGCAGAUCUGGUGGCUCCUAAUCUGAAAUCUGACCUCUUUGUUGAAUCGUGGCAGAAUGGUGAAGGAAAACUUCCAUCGGAGUGCCAGUCAGACUUCAUUGUUGAGAACAUUGCAGCUGUAACAUGCAACACUGGAAAAUCACAAGUGGCUGAAUUCCAUUCAAGUAAGGAUCAUUCCAAGUGGACAGUUACAAGUAACAGCAGCAAUCCAUGGGUCUGCAUUGGUGAUAUAAAUAGAAUGGAAUCUCAAAAGAAGAGAGGGGGUGGCACUGUGUGCACGUCCAACAAAGAUUUAUGGAUUGCUUACAGACGUACUGUACAAUCUGUUGAUUCCUGCCCAGUGGCAGAAGAUUUUAACAACAAAGCCUCUUACAUGGAGAAACAAGCAACUGUGUAUUUAUUGUUAUUUAUAUUCAUUUAUAACAUCGUGAUAUAAAUGCAAUGAAAUUACUGACAGUAUUAAUAUCAUGAGAUUUGGCCACACAUCUCAUUAAUUAAUAAAAAUUAAUUUCUUACAAAAUUUAAUGCUGUAUUCAAUUAUACAAUGCACUGUGUUGAGAAUUUAU